AGCCGCUUUCCAGUCCAGUCCAGUAAGCGCGCGCCGAGUAGAUAGCGAUAGUUUAAGGCCGCCCGACCGGCGCACUAGCGACGACAACGUACGCUCAGCUGUUGGCUUAACUUUAACUCAGUACAGGGAAAACCGUCGCGCGAGCCUCCUCAGUGUGUUACACACACUGUAAUCACCACCGCGGUUAUCGCUUAUCUUAUCACCAGCGAGGACUUACACGCACACUCACCGCACGGCGUCAGCCUGCUUGCUUUCUUUCCGUACGUAUUUGUGUGCAGGACAGCGCUGAUCCGUCUCAGUCAUCUUCUGCGAUUUACUCGACGACAUUCUGGCUACCGAAAUUAGGUAUCGCAUUGGUAUGCACCGCAUAUUGAUCGAUUCAAUUGUGCAUACCAGCUCGGAUCACUUCGAAUAGUGCCAAGAGAAAGAAAAGCGUUUAAAACUUACAAAAUUGUUAAGUCAACAUGGCGCAUAACAACAAACAAGUACACCGUGACCUCAAGCAAGGACAUCUGGGACGCUUGCUGGUCGCCACUGUGGGUUUACCUGGCCGAGGCAAGAGUUUACUCGCACGACGCAUUUGCAGAUAUCUAAACUACACCCGAAACAAUUGUAAAGUUUUCGAUAUCAGUGAGUAUCGGCGUAAACAUUACGACCACUACGAUUCGCACGAAAUGUUCAAAGAGGACAAUCGCCCCGCUUGGGAAGUGCGUCAGUUGAGUUUCCAGGAAGCCUUGAACGACGCCGUUGACUGGCUGUUGGAGGACGACCGGUGUGCGAAUUCUGCAAUUGACUUGAAUUGUAUUCAAGUGGCGAUUCUUGAUGGGCCCAACGUAUGUCGGCGUCAACGUCAGAUUAUUCUUGAUCAAACACACGCGGCUGGUGUACAAUUACUCUUCAUUGAAUGUGUCUGUGAAGAUUCACUAUUAUUAGAGAUGCAUUUUAAGUCUAUUCUUGCACAUUCGGUGGAUUACCGCCAUAUGCCUAUCGAAAUGGCGCUGGAGGACCUUCGGGCAAAGAUGGAUCACUAUGAAGAGCAGUAUGAGACACCUUCGAUUGGUCAACGCGCGGAAAACGCUUGUUCUACUGUUAAACUCCUUGAUGAUGGUUAUGGCGGAGUAUUAGCGCAUGGUGUCACUGGCGUACAGUGUCUUAUUUUAGGAUACAUUGCUACUCCCAAACCUUUACAGCAAACUCUUUAUUUCAGUCGACACGGGGAAAGCGAAUUCAACGUUUUGGGACGAAUUGGUGGUGAUGCAGGUCUGUCCCCACGUGGUGCAAAAUACGCCGAGGUGUUAUCCAACCACCUGAAAGCCCUAAACCUUCAAAAUCUACAAAUCUGGACUUCGACACUAAAACGCACGAAAGCCACAGUCGCGCAUAUGAACGUCCCAAAGAAACACUUCCAUGCUUUGGACGAACUCUACUCCGGUCAAUGCGAGGCCUGCUCUUAUGAAGAGCUGCUAGAGUUACAUCCGAAAGAAUUAGCUAUGCGUGACGCUGAUAAACUACAAUAUCGCUACCCACAGGGUGAAUCCUACGUGGAUGUCAUGACACGUCUCAUGCCAGUCUUGCAACAGUUAGAAACCGAGAAUAAUGUGUUGGUGGUCGGUCAUCAAGCAGUAUUGCGUUGUGUCCUGGCGUAUUUCCUCGGCACACCAGCGGAGGACAUUCCCUACAUGAAAGUCCCGCUGCACACGUUAAUUAAAUUAACAUUACGUGGGUAUGAGUAUACAAUGGAGACGGUGAAGAUGCCUGUGGAUUGUGUGGAUACUAACAGGUGUAAACCGAUGAAUUGUGAUGUUACGAGGAGUAAGGACGAAGUCCUGAAAACAAUCCCGCAACAUUUCGACUCGUUGGUGCAAUUGUAAAAGAUUGCUUGGUUUGAUUCCCAUUUGGUAACUUCUAUUGAAGCAAAAUUGACGGAUUUUAUAAGCAGAACGUAUUUUUAUAUGAAAUCUAUCUGUAGUUAUGUAUUGUUAUACAUGUAAAUAGUUCUAAACGCUCGUUAUACUUAUUUAUACAACUAUUUAUAGAACUGAGUAAAUUCUCUUCUGCAGAUAA
Dalotia coriaria is the source of this 2064-nucleotide messenger RNA. RefSeq names its product 6-phosphofructo-2-kinase/fructose-2,6-bisphosphatase-like. The record is from RefSeq and is a predicted model, not a curated record. The transcript has 4 exons. The coding region runs from base 465 to 1871 and encodes 468 amino acids. NCBI's taxonomy places the organism in Eukaryota, Metazoa, Arthropoda, Insecta, Coleoptera, Staphylinidae. Gene Ontology annotation, biological process: fructose metabolic process; fructose 2,6-bisphosphate metabolic process. Gene Ontology annotation, cellular component: cytosol. Gene Ontology annotation, molecular function: 6-phosphofructo-2-kinase activity; ATP binding; fructose-2,6-bisphosphate 2-phosphatase activity.